Polistes dominula (European paper wasp) is the source of this 2297-nucleotide messenger RNA. RefSeq lists its product as uncharacterized. Lineage: Eukaryota; Metazoa; Arthropoda; Insecta; Hymenoptera; Vespidae. The record is from RefSeq and is a predicted model, not a curated record. Gene Ontology annotation, molecular function: protein binding. Gene Ontology annotation, biological process: proteasome-mediated ubiquitin-dependent protein catabolic process; intracellular signal transduction. Gene Ontology annotation, cellular component: SCF ubiquitin ligase complex.
AAUAAUAAUAAUAAUAAUAAUAAUAAUAAUAAUAAUAAUAAAAAGAGAAGGAAGAAUAAAAGCAGCAACACGAGAGGCAUCGUUGUGUCACGUUUGUGGAAUACGUUGUGCAACGAAAUAUGGAUUGGGCGGUGAAGGCUCGACGAACACUGGACCGUUUCGUAGCGAGCAAAAAUGAAGACACGAGGUACAGACAGCUAACCGUUCAGAGAGCUAAACGAGCGUACAAAGUGAAUCGUUGCGUGAGCGGGGGCGGUAGCCGCGGAAACGGCGCGACUGGUGGUACCGGAGGAGGCGGAGGAGGAGGAGGAGGCGGCGGUGGUGGAGGAGGAGGCGGUGGNUAUAUUUUCGAUGGAGGAGGUGGGGGAGGAGGAGGAGGAGCAGGAAUCGACGGUGGCACGGUGCCUGCUGCACCACCGACCACCGGCCAUCACCACCACUACCAUCACCACCAUCACCAUCACCAUCAUCUCACCAGCACGACAACAACCACCACCACGACGACGACCACCACCACCACCGGCGGCACCAGGCACCACAGGCACAGGCUGCCGGCGGGCAAGCAGUGCACCGAGCACCGACACCACCCGCAUCAUCACCGGCAUCACCCACACCAUCGCUCCCAUCAUCGGGGCAUGAACAUGGGCCAAAAGAUUUCAGGCGGCGUGAAGAGCGUGACGCGCGAGAGCGGAGCUGGAACGGGCAACGGAAUUGGUGUUGGUGGUGGCGGCGCAGUGGCGUACAAACCAGUUGUACCAAGAGAGUUGGCACAAGACUUGUCGAGGCCAGCUCGUCUCGAUGUACUCCUCGAUAUGCCGCCCGCAUCGCGGGAAAUUCAAGUUAAUCAUAGCUGGAACGCCGACGAUCGCAGUCUUAACAUUUUCGUUAAGGACGAUGACAAGCUGACGUUCCAUCGGCACCCCGUAGCACAGAGCACCGAUUGCAUACGAGGGAAGAUUGGUUAUACGAAGGGUAUGCACGUGUGGGAGCUUUAUUGGAGCACGAGGCAACGAGGUACACACGCUGUGGUCGGUGUUGCUACCGCAGACGCACCCCUUCAUAGCGUCGGCUAUCAGAGCCUCGUUGGUAACAACGAUCUCAGUUGGGGAUGGGAUCUCGGUAGAAAUAAACUCUAUCAUGACUCCAAGAACAAUGUCGGUAUUACUUAUCCGGCUCUACUUAAACCAGACGAAACUUUCAUUGUGCCUGAUAAAUUUCUGGUCGUACUUGAUAUGGACGAGGGCACAUUAGCAUUCGUAGUAGAUGGACAGUAUCUUGGGACCGCGUUCAGAGGUCUCAAAGGAAGAAAAUUGCAUCCAAUAGUGUCAGCUGUUUGGGGACACUGUGAGAUUACGAUGAAAUAUAUCGGCGGUCUUGAUCCUGAGCCUUUACCUUUGAUGGAUCUUUGUCGAAGAGUUAUCAGACAACGGAUUAACAAGCAUAGACUCGAGGAAAAGAUAAACGAAUUAAAUCUGCCUCAAGCGAUGAAGACUUAUCUCCUUUACCGUGACAGGAGGUAACCACCGAGUGGUGCAUUAAAAGAAGAAGCGAUCAUAAGUAAGGUCGCGAAUGUCAGCAUUUUGCGACAUCGUUGCUACCUAGACGACGCACAGAAAUGGGCUAAUAUAGUCUCUUGCUACUACUCUCGCACACGCCAAGGAACGCACUACCAACAGCAACUACAACUAUUGCAACAACAUCAACAACAACAACAACAUCGGCAACAGCAACAGCAGCAGCAGCAGCAACAACAACAACAGAAUUGUAAUUUCUACUUGAAUCAACAGCAUCAGCAAAAUGAUAGUCAUCCAUCCGUGUCCCUGUUCUUGAAACGUUUGAUGACUAGUAGACUGAACCGUUUGAUACGACGGCAAAGCGUGGAUGGUUCAAGAAGACGAAUGUCCAGCGAAGGACUAGCCUUAGGGUACCAGGGCUCAUGGUAUCAACAUUGUUCCUAUGAAAACGGAACAACGUCAUCGUUGUCGUCGUCGUCGUCGUCGUCGUCGUCGUCGUCGUCGUCAUUGGAAUCAUUCUCAAAUACUCCAGCAUAUUCGACCUCGUCUUCUUCUUCUUCCUCCUCACCGUCGUUAGAUUCUUCCUACUCGUCGUCCUACUCAUCGUCUUCGUUUAAUUCUUCCACUUUCUCGUCACGAUACGAAUAAUGACGAUGAUUGAUGAUGAUAAUGAUAAUGAUGAUGAUGGUAGUAAUAAUGAUGAUGAUAAUAAUAACGAUAAUGAUAAACAUAAAGAAUGAUUACGAUAUUGGUAACGAUGAAGAUAAAUAUGUGACGUUAAUA